Salvelinus namaycush (lake trout) is the source of this 3120-nucleotide messenger RNA. RefSeq names its product SPRY domain-containing SOCS box protein 3-like. The record is from RefSeq and is a predicted model, not a curated record. Gene Ontology annotation, molecular function: protein binding. The transcript has 7 exons. Lineage: Eukaryota; Metazoa; Chordata; Actinopteri; Salmoniformes; Salmonidae. Gene Ontology annotation, cellular component: SCF ubiquitin ligase complex. The coding region runs from base 308 to 1423 and encodes 371 amino acids. Gene Ontology annotation, biological process: proteasome-mediated ubiquitin-dependent protein catabolic process.
CUAAGGAAUACUUUUUGACGUAUCUCAUGGAAGUCUCAAACCCGGCCUGGUCUGUUUGGCAAGCGUUCCCGGAAGUAUCGCGAUGAUGCGCCUCGGUUUAGAAACUCUGUCAUACUCUGUGAUAGAGAGUGACUUAAGCUAGUUGGCCGACUAGCAUGUUAGUAAAGAAAGUACUUCGCUGCAAAUGUUUCAUAAAGAUAUUGGCCUAUGCAGUCCUGUGACAUUUAACGAAGACUAAGGGCUUAUUUUUAAGUGUCGGACAGGAAACGGACGGCUGGUAACGUUACAGUACAGGUGUCCUGCUGCAAUGUCAAGGCGGAGCAGGAACAGCCGGGCGUGGCGUUACGUGUGGAGUGGAAUACGGCGAGAUUCUGAUUCCCGGGCGCUGGUACUGGCCUCAGAAAGUGAGGAGUGGGGCUACGAACGCUUACAGUACAGUGACUCAGACUCUGAGCCAGACUACCGUCCCGUGGUGCCACCGGUCCCCAGUGCCGUGCCUGUUACCGGAGAGUCGUACUGCACCUGCGACUCCCAGGCCGAGCCCAGCUACAACCCACGUCUCCGGGGCUUCCACCGCAUCAAAGACUGCCACUGUGGAGAGGAAGACCAGGACUUCGACUGGGUGUGGGACGAUAGUAACCGCUCCACGGCCACGUUGAUGACCUGCGACAACCGCAAAGUCAACUUCCACACGGAGUACAGCUGCGGCACAGCAGCCAUAAGAGGCUCCAAGGAGCUGGCAGAUGGACAGCACUUCUGGGAGAUCAAGAUGACAUCACCAGUGUACGGGACCGAUAUGAUGGUAGGCAUCGGAACCUGUGACGUGAAGCUGGAUAAGUACAGACAUACCUUCUGCAGCCUUUUGGGGAAAGAUGACGACAGCUGGGGUCUCUCCUACACUGGUCUGUUACAUCAUAAAGGAGACAAGGUGACCUUCUCCUCACGUUUCGGCCAGGGCUCAAUCAUCGGAGUGCACCUGGACACAUGGCAUGGAACACUCACCUUCUUUAAGAACCGCAAGUGCAUAGGCGUGGCGGCUACGGAGCUACAGAACAAGCAUUUCUACCCCAUGGCGUGUUCCACAGCAGCCAAGAGCAGCAUGAAGGUGAUCCGCUCCUGCUUCACGCCCACUUCCCUGCAGUACCUGUGCUGUGCUCGCCUCCGCAAGCUCCUCCCUGAGUGCCCAGACACCCUGAGCAUACUGCCGCUGCCCCCUGGCCUGCGCCACCUGCUGCACAAUAAGCUGGGCUGGGUCCUCCGCCUCAACAACGGCCUCCUGGGGGCUCCAGGGGGGGGGGGCUUGGGGUCUGACUUGCCCCCUACGCCCCCCUUGGCUGGGGCCUUGUCCUCUGAAAGCGAUGACUCUGAGGGGUGUUCGUCGGACCCUGAGGCAUGUCAGAGGAAGAGAUGUCGUUGGACGUGACGGGAAUCCGAUGUGACCCCCAAUGUAAACACAUGGGGUGUGCCCUAAAUUACACCCUAUUCCCUAUAUAUAGUGCACUACUGGUCAAAGACCCAUAGGACUCUGGUCAAUAGGGUGCCAUUUGGAUGCAGCCAUGAACUGGACUGGAUCCCUGCCCCCUCCCUGAGACAUACUCAAGUUAUAACCCCUUACACACACACACACACACACACAUAUACACAUGCACACACAUUACCGUUAAUGGUGAUCCCAGGACCAUUAAUAUUGUGGGAACAUUUAAUCAAGAUCAAACGAAUGUGGCACUAAGACCUAUGGCCAAACUUCAGUGUACAUUAACAGUAUAUGCAACAACAAUGAUGACAUGAAAUCAAUGAGAAGAGACCAAGUGCAGCAUUAUGUGGAUUGUCACCAUGCUUUCUCCUUGUACAUGCAAUACUGGUUGGAUUGCUAUAAGACUGGCCCAUAAGGCCCUAUUUUAAGUUUCUGUUUUAGCUGACCGAAGAACGAAGUUGAGUCCAGAGAGUAGUCACAAUUUGUUGCGCUUUCACAUCUCCAUGACAACAUUUAUUUGUUACUUUUUUCCUCCCUCUUUGUUGUGCCUUCGUCUGGUCCUGGCACGAAAAUCCAAACAAUCCAUGUUACAUUAUUAAUGCAAGGUGUAAAUAAGACAAGACUCACACUCAAAAUUUGACAUUUUCUAAAUAGGAGAAAAGGCCUGCUUUGGCGGUAGUCCUGGUCAGAUUUAUUGCAUGUAAAACAUGACCUUCAACAAAUAUCCUAGCUGGAAGACCGUCCCUAGAUCAAUGUUGAUGGAGUCUGUCUGACCAAUGGUUAAAGUGAUGCAAUUUGGCAAGAGCUUGCGUUUGUAUGUCAUUAGCUGUUCUCUAAUGAAAUCAUAACUUCAUUAGGCUGGCAUUAACACUGGAAUUGAAUCAAAGUUUUGGAAAAUCUAUGGGAAAAUGUCUGUUCUUGCUCUGCAAGAAUACACAGAUCAAGUGGAUUACUUGAUCUGUGUAUUCUUGACAGUUUUUGACAGUUUUGAAUACUCAGUGAAACAAAGUUAUUUUGUUAAUCAGCACAUUUGUUUCGGAACAGGAACAAUCUUUAUUAUUUUGUUUAGAUCAGCUUGACAAUAUAUUCCCCUGAAUUAUUUUUGUCAUAUCGACACCAGACAUGGCAUCAACAUGUAUUUUUUAUUUAUUUUUAUUUAUUUUUUAACUAGAUGUUUAGGGGGGGUUCUGAUUUAUUUUUCACUCAAUACUGCCGUCGUGUUGGAGCAGUGAUGACUGUUACACAUACACACACCAUCUAUGUUGAACUGUGAGUUGUCACGCACCAUUCUUAUACUGACCUCCCUGUUAACCAUCAAGCAAAAAGAGAGCCUGACUUGUUUUGUCUGUUAGUUAGACAUUUGAUUUUGUUGUCACGUGCAUUUGGUUGGAACUCCUGUGCGUCCAAUGGUUGGGUUGCAGACAGUGUACUGAAUAAAGAAGGCAAAGGGGGUAGAAAAGGGGUGUCCACAUAUUAUAAUAUAUAAAUAUGUCUGUGUUUUAUUAUUUUUCAGUGUACAAUGUGGUUUAUUUUAUGCAUCAAAGCACUUGUGUAUAUACAGUGCAUUUGGAAAGUAUUCAGACCCCUUGACUUUUCCCACAUUUUAUUUCCUAGAGCUGGCCAGACUAGUCUUGGUGGUUCCAAAC